This is a messenger RNA of Mytilus trossulus (common blue mussel), 571 nucleotides long. RefSeq names its product complement C1q-like protein 4. Gene Ontology annotation, molecular function: protein binding. The transcript has 2 exons. Lineage: Eukaryota; Metazoa; Mollusca; Bivalvia; Mytilida; Mytilidae. The coding region runs from base 23 to 571 and encodes 182 amino acids. The record is from RefSeq and is a predicted model, not a curated record.
AGUCUAUAGAUAUCAUAUUAUUAUGGCGAAUACUUUAAUUGUUUUGAUAAUUUGCGUCUUUGCGAGCGUUAGAAGCCAACAAAGUCGUCUUCUUGUUGAGGAGGAUUUGGCACUGCAGGUGCAGAAACUUACGGAGAGAUUAAACAAGCUAGAAGAUUGUGUUAAACAACGAGGAGUUGCAUUUACUGCUGCUUUAGGUGAUCAUCGUACAAAUCUCACACUCCACGAGAUUCUACGAUUUGACCAUGUUAUGACAAAUGAAGGCAAUAGCUUUAGUGGCGUUACCGGAACGUUUACUGCACCUUAUGCUGGCGUGUAUGUGUUCGACGUCACUAUUGGAGUCGGCGGAUCUGGUUCGACUGAUGUUUACAUUGUAAAAAAUGGCGUUUAUCUCCAAAGAGUUUAUGGACAUACUACUACGAAUUGGGAAACUGCUACUGCAAGCGUCACGGUUCAUCUGAAUGCUGAGGAUCAUGUUUUCAUAAAAAAUGCUAAUUACAAUCACGGUUUGAUUGGCCACGACCUUACGACCUUCAGUGGUUUUAUGGUGCAGCCAGAUUGUGCUCUAUAA